Adineta ricciae is the source of this 804-nucleotide messenger RNA. NCBI's taxonomy places the organism in Eukaryota, Metazoa, Rotifera, Eurotatoria, Adinetida, Adinetidae. The record is from the annotation of a GenBank genome assembly.
AUGUGGAUCGUAGCAAUAAUUCUCAUUAAUUGUAUCACAACGAUUGAAAUGAAUAAUCGGUUGUAUUCAACUAAACCAAAACUAUUCGAAAAUAAUACAAUCGUGUGUGCACCUGUGAAUGUUAGUCUACUGAAAGCUAUUGUGAUAUAUCCAACAUCUGAUAAUGUUAUCGGCACUAGUUGUGAACAUGUCGGUAUUCGAUGUUCAAACCAGAUCUGUAUCAAUCAAGCUAUUUGUUCUAUCAAUAACCAGUCAUGUCUAUGCCGAUUGGGCGCACAGGGUCGAGAUUGUUCAGUCAAAUGUAGCGAAUCGUAUAUUCAACCAAAUAUCUCUACAGAUCGUAUAGUAAAUGGUGAAAUAGCCGUGAAAAAUUCUUGGCCUUAUAUUGUUUACAUACAAAUUGGCGCGCAAGAUUGGUGUGGUGGAAGUUUAAUCUAUGCAUGGAGUGUUCUAACAGCUGCGCAUUGUACAUACGGAAGAGACACUCGAGAAUUUACUUUGUGGCUCGGUAUACAUAAGUUAGAUGAGCGUGAAAAUGAAAUGAAUCAAGGUAUUGUUGAAAAACGUUCUGUUCGACAUAUAUUCAAUCAUCUGGACUAUCGAAUUCGUUCAUUCAAAACUUAUCAACAUGGUUUAACAAUCCUACGUCUUUCGCGUUCAGUGCAGGAAACAGCUUUUAUUCGAUACCUAUGUAUUGUGUCAGAUGUUCAAUUGAAUGAUCAAAUAGAUGAUAUGAGACUUUUCCAAUCGAAAUUUAUGAUUUGUGCCAGAUCAAACGAUUUCAAAACAGAUUCAUGCCAAUGA